AGUGGGCAGUGUUCCAUGAAAGUGUCUUCUCUCCCUAUACACUGCCUUCCCCUGCACUCCUUCCAGCAGACCAUCCCGACUGAAGGAAGAAGGGGUGUUCAUGGAGGGGGGGGGCAAGGCCCAGCAACUCGUGCAGGACAAGUUCACGUUCCUGAAGAUGCUGGCCAUGCGCCCUGCUGAGCUCCGUUGACAACUUGUCCUCCUCUGAGGCAGAGCUGAGGCGUCGGUGGGUUGUGGGCGGGCGGUGACCUCAAAGGUUGGGCCAGGAGGACAGGGCACCUGGCAAGACCCUCAGGGACGCCCCCGUCCAGCGCCGGGGAGGCUGAAGCAACAAGAGGACGCUGUGCUAGAGAAAGGGGGGGAGCGUUGGGCGUGUGCGCGCGCGGUGUUUGGCUUUCUAGUUUUCCACCCCUUCAUUCCUGGGGUUUGAAGCAGCGCUCGCAUCGAGCAAUAACAGCAUUCUUGGAAACGUCCUUCGCGUCUGACGUGGUCCUUCGUCGACUGAAAGGAGUCUCUCUUUCGUUCUUCUCUCGGAUCGGGACUUUCGUCUCUGGCUGGCGCGGGGCACAAGAAGCGAGAGCGCAGAGAAUAGAGUUUUUGGAAGCGGCAUCCCUUGCUUUGAAACUGUGGAAAGUGAAGAAGAUUCUUGACUAUAAAGAUGAAGAGUCUACUUUUUCUGGUGCUGAUUUUUUUCUACUGGGCUGAGCAUCAUGCUGCUAACUUCACUCUGGAGCAUGAUAGAAUAAUUCACAUCCAUGAAAAUGAACCUCACCUUCUUGUGAAAGCAGAACAAACCAAAAUCUUCUCGCAUCGUGGUGGCAGUGUUACUCUGCCAUGUAAAUUUUAUCGUGACAAUACAUUACCAGUCUCAGGAUUCCAUAGAGUUCGUGUCAAGUGGACCAAACUCACUUCAGAUUACCUCAAAGAACUGGAUGUCUAUGUUGAAAUGGGCUACCACAAAAAAAGUUAUGGUAAUUACCAAGGAAGAGUAUUCUUGAAGAAAAGCACUGAAAAUGAUGCCUCUCUGGUAAUCUCAAAUUUAAUGCUGGAGGAUUAUGGGAAAUACAAAUGUGAAGUCAUUGAAGGUUUAGAAGAUAACUCAACUGUUAUAACUCUAGACUUGGACGGCAUUGUAUUCCCUUACUUUCCACGACUGGGUCGCUAUAAUUUAAACUUCUAUGAAGCUCAGCAAGCCUGCCUCGACCAGGAUGCAGUUAUAGCUUCAUUUGACCAGUUAUACGAAGCAUGGAGAUCAGGACUGGACUGGUGCAAUGCGGGCUGGCUCAAUGAUGGAUCAGUGCAAUAUCCAAUUAGAGAUCCCAGAGAGCCUUGUGGUGGGAAGAACACAGUGCCUGGAAUCCGGAAUUACGGCUUCUCAAAUAAAGAACAAAACAGAUAUGAUGUCUUUUGUUUUACCUCUCACUUUACUGGCCGUUUUUAUUACCUAAUACACCCGACCAAGCUGACCUAUGAUGAAGCCGUGCAAGCCUGCAUCAAUGAUGGUGCACAGAUUGCUAAAGUAGGCCAAAUGUUUGCAGCUUGGAAACUCCUAGGAUAUGACCGCUGUGAUGCCGGCUGGCUGGCUGAUGGCAGUGUCCGAUAUCCCAUCUCAAAGCCAAGAAAACGCUGUAGCCCUAAUGAAGCAGCAGUACGUUUGGUGGGCUUUCCGGAUAAAAAGCACAAGCUAUAUGGAGUCUACUGCUUCAGGUCAUACCAGUGAAAGGACCAAGAGCACAACAGUGUCCAGUGAAGAUUGUUUCAAUAAGAACUUAUACAAAUUGCCAAAACUGUGAUAAAUCUUUUUUUUUCUUACUAUAAGGAGUCAUUUCGUAAAAGCAACCAAUUAAUUUGUUCGGUUAUUAUUAUUUUUUUAAAAAAUCAUUCAAUAGAUAUUUUAAAUUAAUAUAAUUUAAAGAAAGUUCUAGGUAAGGAAGUUUUGAAAUGUAACUCUUUAAGCUACACAAUUCCAACAAACAUAUUUUUCUUGAAUGGGGCAUGCAAUAGCUUGAUGAUUGCUAGGACUCAGUUAAGGAAUGUAAGGCUUAUCAAAGGAUAAAGUUUACAUAUUUGCAUCGUAUUAAAAGAUACCAGAGAAUAAUGACUGAGAUCUGAUGUUAUGAACUGUGUCCAUCUUUUAUUAACUGCCAUUCCAUGUGAUUUUGUGAGCAGUUAAAAAAAGAUGUGAAUGCUGUUUAAAGCAACAGUAUUUUAUGAAGUCUUCAACAUAAAAAAAACAAGUUUCACUAUUUUAAACCAUGCCUUUUAGCAAACUCUGGUAAAGAAUUGUAACAUUCCAUCAAGCACAGUUAAAUCUUCUGAAUAUAUUCCUGGUUUUCUUAUGUAUGCAGUAGAAAAUGUGUGUAUGAAAAAUUAAAGAUUGGAGCCAUUUUUCUUCUUAAUAUAAACUAAAUAUGCCUGAAAUAUAUUGCAUUACUUUGAAUAGUUUUAUGAACUUUUAUAUUGCUGCAGCUGUUGUUUUAAUUUUGAAAUCCAUUUUGCUAAGCAGCAUUUAGCUUUUACUCAGGGCAGUUAUCUAUAAAUGAACUGCUGGACAGAAACACACAUGUAUUAAAUAUAGCAUCUUGAUUUCAUUGUAGCUUUUAAGUAUUAUUGCCUUUAUAAAUGAAAAUUUUAAAUAUUUAAAAUUUCCUGUCCUAGUUCCAUGUGUCUAAGAUAAACAUUAUUUGAAUUUUGAAGCAUAUUGUCUCCUCUAUAAAUAAGAGGAAGAUAUUUUUUAUCCUGUUUAGGAGAAGGAGAAAUAUUUUAAUACUGAGUACUCUUGAUAAAAUCAAAAACAUUUGCUUAUUUUAAUGGAGACACCAACUCCCUCAUUUUCAUCUUAUUAUGCCUUGUAUGGUCCAGUUUCUUGUGUGCAAAGAAGAAUUUAUGUAUGGCAAAGCUCUUGGGUUCCCCAGUAGAAUAUGACGAACUAUAGCUACAGUAUAUUUUAAUUGGGAUUAUUUGGUCACUAUUAGGAUUUCUAGUUAUUUUUCCAGAUUACUUUCUAUAUUACCAUAAUAUGCUGAGUUAUGUAUAGGACAAAUGACUUAUUAACUUUCUUCAGCCUAGAGUUCCUAAAUAUAUGGGAGUUCACAUAUCCAUGAUCCUUGGGAAUGAUGAGUGUUUAAUUCUAAAACAUCAGGAAUGCUCAUGAUAUUUCUGGUGAAAAAUAAAGGUAGCAAAAUAUAGUAAGCACUGGAUGAAUCUGCUUAGAAUUAAUGGCUCUGAUAAAACAAACAUUAAACUAUGACUAAGUUAUGUUUAACAAAAGAAAUUUCAGAUAGUGUAGAUCAUGCUAUGAUUUACUGUGUAAUCUUAGGCUCUGUUUUUGGGAUUUGUUCCAAGGAUCAUAAAUGUCUUUAUUUGGAUUCAGAUAACAGAAUCAUAUUGUCAAUAAUUACAUGAUUUUCAUAUAUAUUUCUGGAUCAUAAUUCCAGCAAGAGGAAAGCCUUGUAACAAUAUAUUUGUGGUUUGGUCUAUGUACCACAAUAUUAUAACUAACCAAGGGAUUUUAUCUUGACUGUUUUCAGAGGAUUGUGCUCCAGCGGACAGCUAAAACAGCAUAUAGUAGGAUUAGAAAGCAUUUGCACACAUCGUUAAACUUGUGUAUUCUAUGCAAAAUGUUCCCAUGUCAACAUUUACGAACAAUCAGUGUGUUGUAUAAAUGACAUAGAAAUAAAAUAUCUAAUGCUCAUGGAUUGAUUAAGAUACACAUUGCAAAAAGAAACAUUGAUAUAAUUGUACAAACAUGUAAAUGAGUAUCUGUACCUUAGCAGAAUGUUCAUUAAAGAUGGAAAAUAAAUGGAGAAAUUUUAAGGUGUGAAUUGUUCAUAAAAGAAUAGUAGAAUGAUAGUACACUGGUUUACUUCAAACAAGAUUGGCUACAAAGUUUGAGUGAAAUUUCAUAAACAUCUGCAAGCUUUAUUGAGUAAAAUAACAUGAGAUACCUAAGACUAGAUGCAUGAUGCACCUGUUGGCUCUUUAGAGCAGCCAAUGCCCUAAUUAUGGACACACCUUGAAAAUGUUCAGAUCUUUUGUAAUUGCCUAAUACAGAAUAACAAAAAAAGGAACUAAAAUAUGAGAGGUGAAAAUUAAGUGGGGCAACCUCAGCUAGGCUUUGUCGGCCAUGAAACUAGCAGUAAUAGCAAAGGAAUAGCACAUGGUUUUGAAGGGUAAAUUACUACAAAUUAUUUUUUCUUCCCAACUUGAGCGCCCUCAGGUGAUAUUUUUCAGUUGACAGGGAAGCAUCUAGAGUGGAGGUUGUGAAUAAUUAUUCAUGCAGUUGAGAAUAAAGGACAGAUACGUUUUUCUUAUCCUUAUACUUGCUGACUUCAACUAUCUCAAGAUCAUUUUUUUUAAAUGUCUAUAUUCUCUAUUAAUUGUAAUUUGAUCAAGUGUUAAUCACUUUAAGACAAAACUUGUAUUUUGUGACUGCUUUUCUGGAGACAGCUGGUAGAUAUUUGAAAAUAAAUAAAUCUGCUUCCA
Crotalus tigris (Tiger rattlesnake) is the source of this 4485-nucleotide messenger RNA. It is a transcript of the gene HAPLN1, whose product is annotated as hyaluronan and proteoglycan link protein 1. Gene Ontology annotation, biological process: cell adhesion. Gene Ontology annotation, molecular function: hyaluronic acid binding. NCBI's taxonomy places the organism in Eukaryota, Metazoa, Chordata, Lepidosauria, Squamata, Viperidae. The coding region runs from base 659 to 1720 and encodes 353 amino acids. The transcript has 5 exons. The record is from RefSeq and is a predicted model, not a curated record.